GAGAAAGGAGGGAAGGAAAGAAAGAAGGAAGGAGAAAGAGAAGGAGUGAUAGGGAGAGAGAGAGAAAGGAGGGAAGCAGAGAAAGAAGGAAGGAAAGAAAGAGAGAAGGAGUGAUAGGGAGAGAGAAGGAGAGAGAAAGGAGGGAAGGAGAGCCAGAGAAAGAGAGAAGAUAAAAAAGGAGGGAGAGAAGGAGAGGGAGAGAAAGAGCGACGUGGUGUUUGAGUCCUUCUUCUCUUCGGGGCCUCGGUCCCCUCUCUCUCGUUCUCUCGCUCGUUCUCUCUCUCGCUCGUUCUCUCGCUCCCUGCCAGGCGGUCCGGCGCCGGGAGGGAGCGCUGCCGCCUCUCCGGUGGCGGCGAAAGAGAGAGAAGAAAGAGAGGAGAGAGACAGAGAGAGAGAGAGGGGGAGAAGAGAGAGCUGUCGGCGGAGGGAAGGUCUCCUCUUCCCGUCCCUUCCUUUCCCUUCCUUCCUUCCUUCCCUGCCCGCGCUCCGUCCGCCCUUCCUCGUUCUUUCUUCCUCUUUCUCUCUCUCUCUCUGCCUCCCGUCUGCCAGCAUGAGCCUCCCGGACCCCCCUCUCCCUCCUCCUCCUCCUCCUCUUCUCCGCGCCCCUCCUGCCCCCCUCCCCUCGGCCUUCCUCCUCCUCCGCUCCUCCUCCUCCUCCUCCUCCUCUUCCCGGGAGCCGGAGGUGUAGAGCCGCGCCUCGCCCGCUCAGGAUGCGGCGGACCUGCCGGGUCCCGCGACCGAGGCUCCUGGACCGAAGCGGGUCCUCUUCCUCCUCCUCUUCCUCUUCUUCCUCCUCUUCUUCCUCCUUCUCUUCGGGCUUCUCCUCCUCUUCCUCGGGGCUCUUCGUGGCGCUGCUCUGGCUCCAGGCGGCCCCCUGCCUCGCCAUGCCCCAUGUCAUCCGCAUCGGAGGCAUCUUUGAAUAUGCGGAUGGACCCAAUGCCCAGGUCAUGAAUGCGGAGGAGCAAGCCUUCCGCUUCUCCGCCAACAUCAUCAACAGGAACAGGACCCUGCUCCCCAACACCACCCUCACCUACGACAUCCAGAGGAUACACUUCCAUGACAGCUUCGAAGCCACCAAGAAAGCCUGCGACCAGCUUGCCCUCGGGGUGGUUGCCAUCUUCGGCCCUUCUCAGGGCUCCUGCACCAACGCCGUGCAGUCCAUCUGCAACGCCUUGGAGGUGCCCCACAUCCAGCUCCGGUGGAAGCACCACCCCUUAGACAACAAGGACACCUUCUACGUCAACCUUUACCCGGACUACGCCUCCCUCAGCCACGCCAUCCUGGACUUGGUCCAGUACUUGAAGUGGAGGUCGGCCACUGUGGUCUACGACGACAGCACAGGCCUCAUCCGGCUGCAAGAGCUGAUUAUGGCCCCCUCCAGAUACAACAUCCGCUUGAAGAUCCGCCAGCUGCCCCUCGACACGGACGACAUGCGGCCCUUGCUGAAGGAGAUGAAGCGCGGGAGGGAGUUCCGGAUCAUCUUCGACUGCACCCACACCAUGGCCGUGCACAUCCUCAAGCAGGCCAUGGCGAUGGGGAUGAUGACGGAAUACUACCACUUCAUCUUCACCACUUUGGAUCUUUAUGCGUUGGAUCUGGAACAGUACCGCUACUCCGGGGUCAACCUGACAGGCUUCCGUAUCCUCAACGUGGAGAACCCUCAUGUUUCCAACAUCAUCGACAAGUGGUCCAUGGAGCGGUUGCAGACGGCUCCCAAACCGGAGCCGGGGCUGAUUUCAGGGAUUAUGAUGACAGAUGCUGCCCUGUUGUACGACGCCGUCCACAUCGUCUCUGUGUGCUACCAGCGGGCUCCCCAGAUGACUGUCAACUCUCUCCAGUGCCAUCGGCACAAGGCCUGGCGCUUUGGCGGGCGCUUCAUGAACUUCAUCAAAGAGGCCCAAUGGGAAGGCUUAACAGGACGCAUCGUCUUCAACAAAACCAGUGGCCUGAGGACCGAUUUUGACUUGGACAUCAUCAGCCUCAAGGAAGAGGGGCUAGAAAAGGUGGGGGUCUGGAGCCCAUCGGAGGGACUGAACAUCACCGAAGUCUCGCGACGGCAAGGUCCCAAUGUAACGGAUUCCUUGACCAACCGAUCACUCAUUGUCACCACAGUCCUAGAAGAGCCUUUCGUCAUGUUCACCCGGUCAGACACCGUCCUCUCCGGGAACAAGCGCUUCGAAGGCUACUGCGUCGACCUCCUGGCCGAAGUGGCCCGGAUUCUGGGCUUUUCUUACGAGAUCCGGCUGGUGGACGAUGGGAAGUACGGGGCGCAGGACGAGAAGGGACAGUGGAACGGCAUGAUCAGGGAACUGAUCGAUCAUAAAGCUGACCUAGCGGUGGCCCCGCUCACCAUCACCCAUGUCCGGGAGAAGGCCAUUGACUUCUCCAAGCCCUUCAUGACGCUGGGCAUCAGCAUCCUCUACCGCAAGGCCAAUGGGACCAGCCCCAGCGUUUUCUCUUUCCUGAACCCGCUCUCGCCGGACAUUUGGAUGUACAUCCUCUUGGCCUACCUGGGCGUUAGUUGCGUGCUCUUCGUCAUUGCCAGGUUCAGCCCUUACGAAUGGUACGAUGCCCACCCGUGCAACCCGGGCUCGGACAUUGUGGAGAACAACUUCACCCUCCUCAACAGUUUCUGGUUCGGCAUGGGGUCCCUGAUGCAACAAGGUUCGGAGCUGAUGCCAAAGGCGCUCUCCACCCGCAUCAUUGGCGGGAUCUGGUGGUUCUUCACCCUCAUCAUCAUCUCCUCCUAUACAGCCAACCUGGCCGCCUUCUUGACUGUCGAGCGCAUGGAGUCCCCCAUCGACUCAGCCGAUGACUUGGCCAAGCAGACCAAGAUUGAAUAUGGCGCCGUGAAGGAUGGGGCCACCAUGACCUUCUUCAAGAAGUCCAAAAUCUCCACGUUUGAGAAGAUGUGGGCCUUCAUGAGCAGCAAGUCCUCUUCCCUGGUGAAGAACAAUGAGGAGGGCAUCCAACGCACACUCACCUCCGACUACGCCCUGCUGAUGGAGUCCACCACCAUCGAGUACAUCACCCAGAGGAACUGUAACCUGACCCAGAUCGGAGGACUGAUCGACACCAAAGGCUACGGGAUCGGCACCCCCAUGGGCUCUCCCUACCGAGACAAGAUCACCAUUGCCAUCCUCCAGCUUCAGGAAGAGGCCAAGCUACAUGCCUUGAAGGACAAAUGGUGGAGAAGUAACGGCUGCCCAGAGGAAGAGAACAAGGAGGCCAGUGCCCUCGGAAUCCAGAACAUUGGGGGGCUCUUCAUUGUCUUGGCAGCCGGCCUGGUCCUCUCUAUCUUUGUAGCCACCGUUGAGUUUAUCUACAAGCUGCGGAAAACUGCAGAACGCGAACAGCGCUCCUUCUGCAGUGCCAUGGCGGACGAGAUCCGGCUGUCACUCACUUGUCACCGGCGCGUGAAACACAAGCCCCAGCCUCCAGUCAUGGUCAAGACAGAUGCCGUGAUCAACAUGCACACCUUCAAUGACCGGAGACUCCCCGGCAAGGACAACAUGACCUGUAACACGGGUAUGACCCCCGUGUUUCCAUAGCAGAACAUGGGGUGCAGACUGAGGGUGGGGGGGCCCGAGCUGGAUACGGGCGGGAGACCAAGGAAAAAGAAGGCCCGUCCAUAUUCCAGAAGGAGAGAAAGAGCCAAGCUUGGGGUUUCCUUGGAUACAACGCCAGCCAUUGUUCUGUGAGGACUUGAGACUACGAACCGUGUCGUCUCCGUUUUGGGAUUAUCUUCACCUGCCUGGUUUUCGAAGCCAAGCUUGAAGCAUUUUGGCUUUCGGAGCCUCCAACACGUCCUCCUCUCUCACUCAAGAGAUGCCACAAAGUGUUGAUGUUUACAUAUCAAACAACUGGAAGAAACCAAACAUGGUGGGAGGAGGGGAGGGCUGGCUGGUCUGGCAUGGAGAUGACUAGCCAAGUCCUGGAUCCAAGGCUUUCUUUCGAAGUAUGGCAAUAAACAAAAUGACCUUUGCUGUGGGGCCAGAUUCUGGACUGGAUCCCACCAGCCAUGGGUCUGUGGUGAUGGAGUGGGAGGGGAGGGCCAAAGGAGGACCUCUUGUCAAAGCCACAGCCUCCUCGAAGAGGUGCCAAACUGUGACCUGAUACCUCAGUGCUCUUCUGAACCUCAGCUUCUCUGGCAGCUCCUCAACAGGGGCUCCGCCGGCCCACUCCCUUCUGGCAGAACGAGUGGGAAGAAGGCCAUGGAAAUCCCUCUUUCUGAGCAGAAGAGACAAGAUGAGUGGACAGGGAAGGGAAGCCAAGGGGGUGGGUUGUGAGGGUAUCAAUAUCUCCUCUGCUUCGUGGUGGUGGUGGUUCCAAGAAGGGAUCGAUCAUGAGGCCAUUGCUCUUGGCAUAGGUUGGCCUCAUGGGCUCCUACUUGCAGAUCAUACAAGAUCAGGACCCUGAGGGAAGAAGGGAGUAUGGGAAACUGAGGGAAAGUUAGUGGUGGUAUGGGUGGGCAAAGGGGUGUCAUGGGAAGUGGGCAAAAUUGAUAAGGGCAACAGGGGGUGACAUUCCAUGCAAUGGGAUUAAGGCUACCCAAGGCUAGAAGUGAUCGUAUCUCUUGGUAUUCAUCUCUCGAUAUUCAUCUGGCACUGGAAGUGGAAAUCUCUGCCUAGGUACUCUAAAGCCCAUCCACCUGGAGUUGACAAGCUUGAGUGCAGGACUGGAGCCUCAAUCACCUCCCAUUAAAAACCAUUUCAUUGCAAUUGGGGAAGGUGUGAUGCAAUGAAUGCCCCCUUCCCUCCUGAA
Molecule: messenger RNA, 4764 nt
Organism: Anolis carolinensis (green anole)
Lineage: Eukaryota; Metazoa; Chordata; Lepidosauria; Squamata; Anolidae
Gene: grik3
Product: glutamate ionotropic receptor kainate type subunit 3
Exons: 16
Coding region: 711-3551 (946 amino acids)
Biological process (GO): synaptic transmission, glutamatergic; monoatomic ion transport; modulation of chemical synaptic transmission
Cellular component (GO): plasma membrane; postsynaptic density membrane; kainate selective glutamate receptor complex
Molecular function (GO): transmitter-gated monoatomic ion channel activity involved in regulation of postsynaptic membrane potential; kainate selective glutamate receptor activity
Source: RefSeq, a predicted model, not a curated record